AUCGAACACAUCCCUCGAAGUGAAAUCCCACAAAUAUUUUUCUCGAAAUCAAAUCACAACAAAAAUCAAACUGGGAAAGUCGUCUUCGUCUUCUUCUUGCUUAUCGCUCGCGUGUGUUUUUGGUGUGUUGUGUCGCCAUUUCAUGCGCUCUUGGUGUUUAUAAAAUUUUUGAAUAUUAUUUUACUAUUUUAGUGUAACACAAACCCACAAUAAGAUGGAAAAAAUCACAGUUCUCCAAACUCGUGAGUUACCUUCGAAACACAAUUUAUUCGAUCAAGAGAAAGAAUUACGUGAACAACUUCACGUAGAGAUUGAAAAGAAAUCCAAAGCUUGCUCGAACCCCACAUACGAGUGUUCCAUACCGCGAUUAGAUGGAUAUGAAUUUUGCAUCCGUCAUAUAUUAAAAGAUCCCCGCGCACCAUUCCGACCAUGUGCCUACACCUUUUCCAAUGGCAAGAAAUGCCCUCAGGCAACUCCGAAGCACGACAGGAAGAAGGAUCCUUCUAUGACUGUUUACUGCUUUGAACAUAGUCGUCUGUCGCAAUUGACAACGACUCGCAAUUCAAUUGGAAAGUUAAAGCAGGUUGAUACCAAUGAAGUGCUUUUGAAUGGCUUGUCCCACCAUUUAAGCAUCGAACCAUCCUCGCCACCACCGCCGCCGAGCUGUGAAGUCGACGAAGAGAUCGAUGUUGUUUCUCCAAAUAUUCAACAAUUUGUAAAUUAUGAACAAAUCUCAGAUUUGAACACUGUCAACAGUUUGAUAAAAAAGAAACGACGAAUUCUCGACUAUGCCUCGGACAGUUCGACGGACGUGGAACCAGUUACUUUGCAAAACACGUCGAAAGGACACGAGUGGGAUAUUUCAGAUGACGAAAGUGUCGAUUCACAGGAUGAGGAUUUGCUUAAACAUGCUGGCAUUUACACUAACGAAGAAGCUCUUGCUAUAUCAAAGAAGAAACUUAUAAACCUACAAAAUCUGUAUAUGGAACAGAUUAAUCGAUUGCAUCAUAUUUUAAAGGAAAAGCGCCGAAGGUACUUGCAUUCGAUUCGCAAAGAAAGAGAAACAUUGUGCAGUAUUCAUGAACAACAAAAGCGAUCACCAGGCGAACGUAGUUUGUACGAAAAACUUAAAGCACUUAAUCACUACCAUCGACGUCAUGGCAUCGAAGCUGUGUUGCAUAGAAAAUUUAAAGAAAAGCGUGCUAAAACAAACGAUGGCAAUGUUUCCAAAGGUCUGCCCUUUGUUAAGUGCAUUUUUACUGAAGGUGGUGUGAAAUGCGGCGAAAGAACUAUGCCCAGUUGCAAGUACUGCAGGAAACACAUUCUCGAGGACAAGAAACAAAUACUCUUCCGUGCGUGCGGAGUUGAAAAAAGUGGCGUAGUGUGUCAGGAACCGGUGCCAAAUAUAUUUGAAGAUGCUACUUGUGUCCUUCACAUAAGCUUACCAACCAAAAAACAAUACAUUCAGAAGAAAUACGAGUCAGAGACAGAAGAGGAUGAUGAAGACAUUUCCGCUGCAGCUAUCGUGGAGGCAGCAACAACAGGAGUUAAUUCGUUGUUUAUUAAAUCGACCGAUGGUAGCGCAAUUGCCAAGAAGGAAGAGCCAAACUCGAAAAAAUUGGACACUUCUAUGGAAAUAGAUAUAGUUGAGGAACCAAAUAAAAAUGUGACCAUUUCUCACGAUGAAAAACCUUCUGAAAUAGAAAUAAAACAAGAGCCAUCAACGGCGGCAGGUGCGUUGGCGCCGCCGACGUCUGAACAAAGUGCUAAAGAUGAGGCCGUGGCAGUUGUUGAGUCAAAAGUUGCCAUUGAACCGACUAUAAUUGGUUGUUGUCAAAAUGACAAUUGCCUGGAAACGGAGAGAGAAACGUCAUUUCGCUUUAAGAAAAUUUAUAAACAAGCAAAGCACGUGUGUCAUUUCGCGGCGUUUAUUCUUUUUCAAAUUAUUGUAAAUUAUAAAUUUUCUAAAAGACAAAAAUCUAAAGGAGCCAUGACUAAAUUCAUAGCAUAUUAUAGUUUGUGUCCCAUACAUGAUACUAAAGAAUUUCUGGGCCUGUCACCCGAUAGCGAUAGUGGCAAUAUUAUUGCAACACUUGGUCGGAACAUAGCCAUCGUGAUAAAAAUAUCAACUCAGAAGCAAAUCCGAAGCUGGUCUAUGCUUGAAAAAUUCUCCAGCAAAGUGGUGUACGAUCACAAGAGUCAACAAUACGUUGGAGUCAUUGCCAAUCGCUUUCUUAGGCUAUGGGACGAAAAUGUCAGUGAUAUUAACAAGUGCAAGAAGCUCAAAUUCCACAAGAAUAUAGCUGAACUGGUGUAUAGUUUGGAUGAAACAUUGGUUGUGUAUGCCGAUGGGUCAUGUGAAUACCUAUCUUCUGCUAUACAGUCAAGAAAAGAACACACCGGAGAUAAUCUUCAAAUGGAGAUGCUAUCAACAGUACCCAUAAUUGAUCCAAAACUAGUCGAAUCAAACGAUGGACGCAAGUUCUUGACUUAUUUCCAAAAGGAAGAAUCCAAACCAUUGGAACUCGUAACAGUGGAAAUAAGUUCAUCUGGUCUUAAACCAAUUGAUAGCAGCAAAAAAUUAGUUCUUAAUCGAACUGGACAAGGUGUUUCUGUAUCUGGAUACUCAGUGAUCGAAGGAGAAAGCUCGCCAGCUUUGCUCACCAUUUGGUCUGAUGGAAGAGUAUUUCUGGGAAAUUUUCUCGUCGAUGACUUUCUGUACAGCCGUAAUUCUCCGGGACAAUUCGUUUCGAUGUUCAAUGACCUCAAAGUCGAUACACCUCUAACCAUUCUCGGAUUAUCAAAACAUUGUGUAGCCAUUUAUGGCGCCAAUAGCACACAAGAAGGUGGUUCGCUUCUCCUCUACAACACUCAAUUCAAAGUCAUCAAAGCCAAACAAUUUUUCAAAAUUUACUUCGACUAUUCCCGUUUGUGGUUGGUUGGAUCAAGUAUACUCCUGGCAAUGGGACAAAACUUAUCAGUUGUAUCAUAUCAAAUGAGCAAAGAAACUCUCUCGGACUUGGUCGGAUCACAAAUAUCCAAUGACUUUUCGGCAUCUGUUGCUGCUGAGUUUGUAAAUGAAGAAGAAGAUCUGGAAGAGCAUCUGUGCUUAGCUGAAAAUCAAACACCAUUAUUAAAAAAACCUUUGAGAAAUUUUAAACAAAAAGAAGAAAACAACAAGAAGAAUGAAGGAAUUGUUAAGUUUGAAAAAGUUGCAGAUGGUAAAACAGUGCCCUUUGAGGAUGAUCAAAAGUUCUAUAAGGAAUUGAAUAGGCUUAUCAAUCAAGAUGUUCAAGUCGAACUAGUGCAAAUAGAAUCAGCCUCUCAAGACAUUGAGGUUAAUCUUAUGGCCAAUUUCAGUGAUACUGGAUUUGUCAGUGAAGAAGUACAAAUUAUAGCAAAACAGCUAGAACUCUGUGGUGCAAGUGAGCACGAAAUAACCGAAAAGCUUCUGUCGGUGCUAAUUGAGGCGGACAUGGUCGAAGAUAUAGCUGUAUGCCUUCGAAGGUACACCAAUAUAUCGGAGAGAAUUUUAGUUAAAACUUUAAAGUAUGUCCUGAAGGAUUUCAAAAUAACGCCAAAUGAGAAUCAGGAAGAUUCUGAAAAACCCUUAACCAAUGGCGACCAUAUGGAGGUUGAUAUUCCCAAUGAUGAUAACGAAUUACCCAAUAUUGACCUUCUGGAAAGCUCAUACGAAACUAAAAGUGUUAAAAGUCGAAACGAUUUGAUAAACAUCAUUCUUUCUUGUUCCUUUGAUUGUAAAAUUAUUUGCUCACACAUUUCGCGAGAAAUCGAGUAUGAGGAAGCCUUGGUAAUGUUGGAAUAUCUAUACACACUAAUUACGAGUGAAAGUCAGUGUCUGGAAGAAAGACCCGAUUGUCCGGAUAAGAUUGAUGAUGAUUUACGAAUUCUUAGAUGGUUUGGGGUUUUUUUAAAUACUCAUUUUCAAAAAAUGACCCUCUCCAAAGAUCCAAAGCUGGCUGACCUGUUAAUAAAGUGGGACGAUGUCUUUCAGGGAUAUAGAAAGCAAACUUUUCAACUCCAACGGAUUUCGGCUCUUUUGUAUAAUAUUGUUGGAAAGAAAUUAAUUAGUAAGGAGAAGAACUAUUCGAAGUGGUAUUCAAUUGAAGAAGUUCGGCUGUUUUGAGCGACCAGGAUGUAGAUACUAAGUAGUAGUUUUAAUAUAAAUAUAUUGUUAUUUAAUUGUAAAGUAAAGUGCAUGAUAAUAAAUCAUGUAGACCAAUUAAAAUGUGUGCUUCUCUUAUACAAA
Eupeodes corollae is the source of this 4270-nucleotide messenger RNA. Its product is annotated as nucleolar protein 11-like. The record is from RefSeq and is a predicted model, not a curated record. Gene Ontology annotation, biological process: maturation of SSU-rRNA. Lineage: Eukaryota; Metazoa; Arthropoda; Insecta; Diptera; Syrphidae. Gene Ontology annotation, cellular component: nucleolus; nucleus. The transcript has 9 exons. The coding region runs from base 215 to 4147 and encodes 1310 amino acids. Gene Ontology annotation, molecular function: RNA binding.